Molecule: messenger RNA, 1498 nt
Organism: Sorex fumeus (smoky shrew)
Lineage: Eukaryota; Metazoa; Chordata; Mammalia; Eulipotyphla; Soricidae
Gene: ZNF394
Product: zinc finger protein 394
Exons: 3
Coding region: 101-1468 (455 amino acids)
Biological process (GO): regulation of transcription by RNA polymerase II
Molecular function (GO): RNA polymerase II cis-regulatory region sequence-specific DNA binding; DNA-binding transcription factor activity, RNA polymerase II-specific
Source: RefSeq, a predicted model, not a curated record
UCCGCGGGGGGAUCGGUGCGUCCCGGCUUUAGGGAGACCCCAGGAGCAUCUUCCCGCCUGCACGCCGCAUCCUGAGAAAGUCUUUCCCAGCCGGAGAGCGAUGAGUUCUCUCUUGGCCGCGAGUCCCGGCAACGACGCCGCGACGGGGUCCUGGCUGCUGGCCACACCGCCCCUGCGGGAUGGACUUUUGAUAGUGAAGGUGGAGGAAGAGUCUCCUCGAGGCGGGGACUGUCAAGAUCCUGAGGCUUGUCGCCAGCACUUCCGGAGGUUCCGUUAUCAGGAGGGGGCGGGACCCGAAGAGGCUCUGCGCCAGCUCCGGGACCUGUGUCGCCGCUGGCUGCGGCCCGAGAGACACUCUAAGGAGCAGAUCCUGGAGCUGCUGGUGCUGGAGCAGUUCCUGAGCGUCCUGCCGCGGGAGCUGCAGGCCUGGGUGCGGGCGCACGGCCCCGAGAGCGGGGACGAGGCCGCGGCCGCCGUGCGCGCGGUGCCCGCGCCUGGUCGGCUCUGCCCGCAGGGGUUGGUGGCAGUGGAGGACACGGCAGUGUCUCUGGCCUGGGCGGGGCUGGAGCAGCUGGACCUGACUCAGAGAGACCUCGACGGGGAGAGCAUGCUGAAAGCCUCCUGUUCCCCAGGAGACAUGGUGUCCCCAAGUUUGGAAACCAGAAGGGAGAACAAAGCGUUGAUUCCAAAGCAAGAAAUUCUGGAAGAGAAGGAUGGGCUGCCCCCGUUUCCUGGGGACGGUGGGGAGGAGCGGGCAGGAGGGUCCCUCUCGCCCAAACGGGAAACCCCUUGGGAGGAGCCAGGACUCCCCUGCGGCUCGGGGCCCCGCGGCGGCCUCGAGGUGGGGCCACAGGCCGAGAAAGGACCCAGGCCCCACCCCUGCCCCGAGUGCGGGAAGGCCUUCAGGCAGCGCUCGGACCUGGCCAAGCAUCAGCGGGUGCACACGGGCGAGAGGCCCUACUCCUGCCCAGCGUGCGGGAAGCGCUUCAGCCAGAGCGCAGCCCUGAGCAAGCACCAGCGCACGCACACCGGGGAGAAGCCCUACGCGUGCCCCCGCUGCGGGGACAGCUUCCGCCAGAGCUCGCACCUCCGCCGGCACCUGCGCGUCCACGUGGGCGAGCGGCUGUACCACUGCGACCAGUGCGGGCAGCUGUGCCCGGGCUCCAGCUGGCUGCGCCACCAGCGGCUGCACGGCGGGGACCGGCCCCACGCCUGCGAGCACUGCCCGAAGAGCUUCAAGCGCAGCUCAGACCUGGCCAAGCACCAGCGGGUGCACACGGGCGAGAGGCCCUACGCCUGCCCCGAUUGCGGGAAGCGCUUUAGCCAGAGCGCCACGCUCACCACGCACGCGCGCACGCACACGGGGGAGAAGCCCUACCGCUGCGGCCAGUGCGGGGACAGCUUCCGCCAGAGCCCGCACCUGCUGCGGCAUCAGCGGGUCCACAGGAAUAAAGUCCCCGCCUCCUGACGCCUCCAGCCUGAGCCGUUUACUUUCCGA